Cladocopium goreaui is the source of this 1866-nucleotide messenger RNA. Lineage: Eukaryota; Dinophyceae; Suessiales; Symbiodiniaceae. The record is from the annotation of a GenBank genome assembly.
AUGGCACUGGUCGAUUCGCAAGCGGCGUUUUCACUGCAUUGCGAUAAGAUUGAUGGGACAGGAUGGUUGAAGGCAACAAUGGCCCGCAACAACCUUAAGACGUUUUCUGAUCUUGGGUUUGCGGUUGGCACACCUCAGACGCCGGCGGCUCAAUCUGAGUUUGAUCAGUUUUGUGGCACAAUCAACAACGGCUUGGACAUGACGAUUUCGGAAGCUGCCAGGGUAAGACGUUUACAUUUUGAGGCGCUGAGUGAGACGCCUUCACCAAUGAAUCAGGCGAUGCCUCGCUUGAUGACGGAUCCCCGCAUUACUAUGCACUUGUUGCCACUCCCUACUCAUGCUGCCAGGGCUUCCUCUUCCACCACAACGCCUGCUCCUCCAAAGAAGGAGAACCCAGCAACCCCGAAAGGAAGGGGAAAAGUGCGUCAAAACAUGUCAGACAACAACAUGGCGGAUGACGCAUUGCAUGAGCAACAUGUUGAAAAUAUCGUUGCGAAGGAAUUUAACCUGCAGGAGGCCAAGAAAAAACUUAGGACUCUGCAAGAGACACAAGUUUCACAGGAAAGCGAUCUUAGCACACCUAAGGUGUCUGGGGGCGAGUCCAAGACGGACAGCUAUGCAGGAAAGUCUCUGGCGAACAUUUUGAUGGUUGAGCUGUACGCUGGGUCAGCGCGCUUGUCAAAGGCGUGCCAACAGGUUGGAGUACGCAGCAUAGCAGUGGACCAGACCACUCAACGAUCACAGGGCACUCGUAUUUUUGUUUGUGAUGUGACUGAUGAAGCAGAGCUUGGUAUGUUGCAAUCCUUCUUGAGUGCAGAGCAAGACAAUUUAGCAUGGGUGCACUUCGCACCUGCUUGUGGAACCGCUUCAAGGGCACGUGAGAAACCCAAUCGCAGCCUUGAGAAAGCCGGUUUCCGGGUACCCAAGCCUUGCAGGUCUGAUGAAUUUCCUCUGGGACUUCCCCAUUUGACUGGAACCGAUAAGGAGCGAGAAUUUUCUUUGCCAGCAGGUGCAAAGCUGGUGCAUAACGACUGGCUAAGUAGUAACUCAGGUGCUCAGGGACAAUUUGGAGAUGGAGCCCUCAGAGCUGGCAUUGGUGAGGUGGCCCGUGAAGGGAGCAAAGCAACAGGUUUUUCCAAGCAGUUCAAGAGCUUGGGGGUAGAGCUUGACUUAAGAGACUUCUGCAGGGCGGAGGCCCGGAUUGGGCACACUUCAGAAAGGCGGGAAGAGAUUGGCGCCGUGCUGGAUGAUAUCCUUAGAGCUUCAUGUGUUACCGCAAAACAGGCGGAAUCACUUAGGGGCCGUUUGCACUGGUUUGAAUCUUUCGCUUUUGGCCGUGUUGCCAAUGGAGCUGUGAAAACUUUGGGCGAUUUGUCGUUGCGGGGGUUGAAACAGAUUGUCUUGCGACCUCGAGAAAUCAGGGAUCUUUGUUUCUUGAGAGAUAGGGUGCUGCAAGCGCCACCUUUGAAGCUGACUCCGACCUGCCUCAUGUCUUGGGUCGUCUUUACGGAUGGAGCCUGCGAGGGUCCUGAUGGUGCCAAAACUGGCAGUAUCGGGGGAGUCCUGGUAUGCCCUCGCGGGACCUUGGUUCAAUUUUUCGGUGGUCAAGUGCCGGUUGACUUGAUGGAGCUUUUGCUUUCUAAGUCCAAGAACCCGAUUUAUGAACUGGAGGAGCCGACCUUUGUUCCACACACCAUUACUGGUAGUGACUUAUAUGGUACAUCGGUACGACUGGAUGGAACCGCACUUUCGGCCAUCAACUGGGCCGCGUGGGACGAAUAUAUGGAACGGUGUUCUGACAACCUUCCUGAUGUUUCCCCCCACAUGGGUGUACCGGUGCAGCAGCCCCGACUUCAUGGAGCCUAA